GUAAACUCUGUUUUCUUGGAGCUCAUUAUCAGCUGCACAGCAACAAGUUCCAGGGGCAGCCUAGUAGACAUAGCCCUUUUUCCUGCGCAUCGCAUGUGAAUUCCUGACCUCCUUGGUGUCAAUAACUCCAUGUCGUAGAGAACCUUGGCGGUGGCAGCGUAGACAUCGGUCUAGACAGCACUUUCAGAAAAAGAAGCAAUAUAGUAUCAUUUUAUUCCAUGGUAUGGAUUGUUACCAGCAGCUCUUUUGCAGUUGGUACUGUCCCAGAUCCAUGUUGGCGGUUUUCUGGUUGUUUGGAAAAGUAAUAUGCAGAAAGUGUACUUCUCGCUCGGUUUACGUUUUCACCCCGUUCGAAGCAUCAAGCCAGCCAGGUUGGAUAUCAGACUGAAGGGCAUUAAUAAACAAGUAGAUGAUGACUUAAGCGCUGAUAAUCGCGCUGAUAAUGCUUGGACGCUCUUGCGCAUCUAUCAGGAGCGGUUCAGUGCCAUAUCUUUCAGUUGCGUCAGCUUGCUCCCAAGUCCUGAUGAGAACAUAGAGUCGAAAGUGGUUUUGAAGUGUUGUUUUGGGCUGUCUCACAAGAAAGGAAUCUCGGAUACCCUGAUGCGCCUUUGAUUAGUACGGAGUACAACAUUAUGCGUGUUUGAAUCAAGUGCAGAUCGAUUGAUGGUUUGUGCUACCAUGACGUAAUUUCGACAAGAUGAAGUAUAAUAUAUAUCGAGUAUACUAUUGCAAUGCUGCAUUCCACUCUACAAUCGGCACAUUGAACAGAAAUGAUAUCC
Messenger RNA from Exserohilum turcica Et28A, 779 nucleotides. RefSeq lists its product as uncharacterized. The record is from RefSeq and is a predicted model, not a curated record. NCBI's taxonomy places the organism in Eukaryota, Fungi, Ascomycota, Dothideomycetes, Pleosporales, Pleosporaceae. The coding region runs from base 307 to 612 and encodes 101 amino acids. The transcript has 2 exons.